Messenger RNA from Acanthoscelides obtectus, 1976 nucleotides. The record is from the annotation of a GenBank genome assembly. Lineage: Eukaryota; Metazoa; Arthropoda; Insecta; Coleoptera; Chrysomelidae.
AGGAUUAGAAAAAUGGUUAAUUCACUAACGACCUCUUCCCGGAAAUAACGGAAUUUCAUUGAAAAUCAUGAAGAGAAUUGGUGUCUGGAGUUCAGAAACUGGAAAAAUCAACCCGUCCCCAAUAGAUGGCGCAUUCCUAAUAACGCAUACAGAUUGCUAUUUCAAUUAGGCCUCUACUUUCGGCACUAUUAUAAUAGAUAGCGCAAAACAGCUAAAGUGAACGUUUCAUAUUUAUUUUGAUAGAUGGCGAAAGAGAUUUUUUAUUUAUAAAAGUAAUAAUUAUUUUAUUUUUAAUUUCUAUACAUUGGAAUUAUCAUUUGUGUAAUAUGUGAUAUAAUUUUUCCGCAAUGCGCUUGAUCAGUCCCCCAUUAAAUGUGAACGUUAUCAGAACCCCUGCAGCGUGUUGUUGUUCUAACCUCAAAAAAGCAAAUUUUUUGCAUUGGUUUCUGCAUUAACAAUUUAUGAACAAUUUGUGGAGUUUUUUCUGAGAUUUUCAUUCGAAAAGAUCUAUUUUCAACCAUGGGUGAUAAAAUGAAUCUGAGGGAAAACGUGCUUGUUGGGCUGGGAAACCCGUUGUUGGAUAUAUCAGCAAAUGUUGACAAGGAUUUUCUAGCCAAAUAUGAUAUGAAGGAGAAUGAUGCUAUUUUAGCUAGUGACAAACACAAAAAUCUGUACAAAGACCUAACAGAAAAUCACCAAGUAGAUUAUAUUGCUGGUGGUAGUGUUCAAAAUACUCUACGUGUAGCACAGUGGCUCCUUGAAAAACCAAAAGUAACUACAUUUUUUGGUUGUGUUGGGGUAGAUAAGUAUUCAAAAAUCUUAUAUGAUAAAGCCACUUCAGAUGGGGUAAAUGUGCAGUAUCAGUAUGACAGUGAACACCCCACAGGCACAUGUGCAGUACUAAUCACUGGACAUCACAGAUCACUGUGUGCCAGCCUAGGAAGCGCAAACUGUUUCACCGUAGAUCAUAUAAGAAAACCUGAGAAUAAGAAGAUCUUAGAUUCUGCUCAUUAUUACUAUAUUUCAGGUUUUUUCUUAACAGUUUGUCCAGAAUCAAUAAUGGAGGUGGCUAAGCUUGCGCUGGCACAUGAUAAACCAUUUGCAAUGAACUUGAGUGCCCCAUUUAUAUGUGAAUUUUUUGUUGAGCCAUUAAUGCAAGCAAUUCCAUAUGUAGAUGUCAUAUUUGGAAAUGAAACGGAAGCAGAGACCUUUGCCUCAUGUCAGAACUGGAACACCAAAGACCUCAAAGAAAUAGCACUUAAGAUCUGCAAACUGUCGAAGCAAAACGAAAAUCGUUCAAGGAUAGCAAUAAUAACUCAAGGAAUACAUCCUGUGAUUCUAGCAAAAGAUGGAGAGAUCACCGAAUUUCCUAUACACGAAAUACCGGCAGAAAAAAUUGUCGACACGAACGGUGCCGGAGAUGCUUUUGUUGGAGGAUUUUUAUCUCAGUAUAUACAAGGUAAAAGAUUUGAGUAGGUUUCAGGGCAACUCUGAUAGUCAGUCCGCUUCGAUGGAACGGACAUGAGUCUCUCACCACAUAGGGGUCUCGUCACUCAAAGGAGCACUUAGUGUUUACCAUGUUAAACUAAACGGCUUCUGAUGAUUUCUAAAAACCAUGAAUCUAGGUUGUAUAGGGUUCGUUAUGCUCACAGAGACGGAAAGCAAACAUAUACUAUUGAGCAUGUAUCUAUUUUAUGAAACUCGGUGGCAAUCACCUCUCUCAAUGUAAAUGAAAGACACUGAACAUUUAAAGAAAAUUGUAUUAAUUCUUUACAGGUAAGGAUCUGGAGAUCUGCGUGAAGUGCGCAAUAUGGACGGCAUCUCAAAUCAUCCAACGAAGUGGUUGCACAUUCGAGGGAAAAGCAAACUUCCAAGCAUAGCUUUAUAUCCUUCAGACAUCGGGUUUAUGUACUUACAGUUUUUUAUCAAGCCAUACUGGAAUAAAAGUGUUUUGUUGAAGUUAUACUUAACACAGA